GACCUCCUCUCCAGUCAGAAGCUCCGGGACCACCUCUCGGCCACCUCCUGCUCCUGGGACCAGCCCACCGCGGUUCUGUGGUCAUCUCACCGCCGCCAACCAUGACCUCCCAGAUCCGUCAGAAUUACUCCCCCGAGGUGGAGGCUGCCGUCAACCACCUGGUCAAUCUGCAUCUGCGGGCCUCCUACACCUACCUCUCUCUGGGCUUCUAUUUCGACCGCGACGAUGUGGCUCUGGAGGGCGUGAGCCACUUCUUCCGCGAGUUGGCGGAGGAGAAGCGCGAGGCCGCCGAGCGGCUCCUGAAGAUGCAAAACCAGCGCGGAGGCCGCGCCCUCUUCCAGGACGUGCAGAAGCCGUCCCAGGAUGAGUGGGGCAAGACCCUCAACGCCAUGGAAGCCGCCUUGGCCCUGGAGAAGAACCUGAACCAGGCGCUCCUGGACCUUCAUGCCUUGGGAUCCGCCCACACGGACCCUCACCUCUGUGACUUCCUGGAGAACCACUUCCUGGACGAGGAGGUGAAGCUCCUGAAGAAGAUGGGCGACCACCUGACCAACAUCCGCCGCCUGAGCGGCCCCCAGGCCUCGCUGGGCGAGUAUCUCUUCGAGAGGCUCACGCUCAAGCACGACUAGGGGCGCCCGGAGCCAGCGGCGCCGCGCGUCUGCCCGCGCUCUCCUGCCAGCCGCCAGGCAGCUUGUUCACAGCCCUGAACCCUCUCCCAAACCUGGGACCAAACGGAAAUAAAGUUUCUUGCUGCAGC
This is a messenger RNA of Oryctolagus cuniculus (rabbit), 757 nucleotides long. It is a transcript of the gene FTL, whose product is annotated as ferritin light chain. Gene Ontology annotation, biological process: intracellular iron ion homeostasis; iron ion transport. Gene Ontology annotation, cellular component: cytoplasm. The record is from RefSeq and is marked provisional. NCBI's taxonomy places the organism in Eukaryota, Metazoa, Chordata, Mammalia, Lagomorpha, Leporidae. Gene Ontology annotation, molecular function: ferrous iron binding; ferric iron binding.